UAUAUCAUAAUGCAUCUCUUCCUUUGUUAAAACUUACUCCUCAAAACGAACCAAAAACACUUCAUUCACACACAGUGGUGAUGGAGAAAGGAACUACUGCAGUUGAAGCUGCAAGAUCUCCCAUGCAACUCAUGAUGGGAGAUGAAUUUGAAGGCAACAACACCACCCUUCGAACUGCUGAAACCUUCCUCCGUUUGCUUCCCAUUGCUCUCUGCGUUUCAGCCCUUGUUCUCAUGCUUAAGAACUCUCAAGAAAACGAAUAUGGCUCUGUUGGUUAUAGUGAUCUUGGAGCCUUCAGGUAUCUGGUGCAUGCAAAUGGCAUUUGCGCAGGUUACUCCUUACUUUCAGCGGUCUUUGUUGCUGUGCCACGCCCUUCCACCAUGCCUCGGGCUUGGACUUUCUUUUUGCUUGACCAGGUAUUAACGUACAUAAUUCUGGGUGCUGGAGCUGUGUCAACGGAGGUGCUAUACUUGGCAGAGAAUGGAGACACUGAAAUAACGUGGAGCUCAGCAUGUGGGUCAUUUGGUCAAUUUUGUGACAAGGUGACAGCAUCAAUAGCUAUAACAUUUGUGGCUGUGGUUUGCUAUGUGGUGCUUUCCCUCAUUUCUUCAUACAAGCUAUUUAGCAAAUAUGAUGCACCCAUAAGCAGGCCCACUACAGGCAUUGAGGUUGCUGCUUUCCCUGCAUGACCCAUAAUUAACUUCAUAUGCUUGAUAUAUGUGCUAGCUAGAAAUUAAUAAUGUAUUUAUUACUUUGUUAGAACUUAGGAUAAUAGACUUGUCAAUUAGGUGUGAGUGUAUAAUAACUCUUACCUAGUUCUUUGUAUCAUCAUGGUUCAUGGUUCAUGGAUGCCUUUGACUUGUUUCACAAGAGACAUGGUGCUUAAUUUUACCUCAAAAUUAACUACAAACUUU
Molecule: messenger RNA, 914 nt
Organism: Abrus precatorius (Indian licorice)
Lineage: Eukaryota; Viridiplantae; Streptophyta; Magnoliopsida; Fabales; Fabaceae
Product: CASP-like protein 2A2
Exons: 3
Coding region: 81-689 (202 amino acids)
Source: RefSeq, a predicted model, not a curated record